Sphenostylis stenocarpa is the source of this 489-nucleotide messenger RNA. The record is from the annotation of a GenBank genome assembly. NCBI's taxonomy places the organism in Eukaryota, Viridiplantae, Streptophyta, Magnoliopsida, Fabales, Fabaceae.
AUGGCGAACUCUAAAAGGUUUCCAUUUCUGAUUCCCUUUCUCUUGUUCAUGCUGCAUCUCCAUGUGUCGACUGCAGAAAUCAACGGAGGUCACAAUUUCCUCUUCAAACUCCGCUCAGUUCUCAUCUUCACCCAAACCGUUCAGCGAAAGAACCCUUCAGUUAAAACCCUAUUAUCCAUAGGAGGUGGUGCUUCCGAUCCAUCAACCUUUUCCACAAUGGCAAGUCAACCCAGUUCUCGAAAAUCAUUCAUUGACUCGUCAAUACAACUAGCCCGAUCAAACAACUUCCACGGCCUUGACCUUGAUUAUGAGUAUCCAUCCUCUAGUUCAGACAUGCAAAACUUAGGUGUACUAAUCAGGGAGUGGAGAACAGCUUUGUUUAGCGAGGCUAGAACCUCGGGGAAGCAAGUUUUGCUCUUAGCGCUUGCAGCGUUUAUCAAUUCCAACUACUACUCAUUGAAUUAUCCUAUAUAUACAGGCAAUGAUUGA